Molecule: messenger RNA, 856 nt
Organism: Coccinella septempunctata (seven-spotted ladybird)
Lineage: Eukaryota; Metazoa; Arthropoda; Insecta; Coleoptera; Coccinellidae
Product: ventral anterior homeobox 2a-like
Exons: 5
Coding region: 253-837 (194 amino acids)
Biological process (GO): neuron differentiation; central nervous system development; regulation of DNA-templated transcription
Molecular function (GO): DNA-binding transcription factor activity, RNA polymerase II-specific; DNA binding
Source: RefSeq, a predicted model, not a curated record
UAAUAGCGUAAUAUAGCUCUAUCAGUUCGACGGUGGGCUAAGUUAGUGGAGACGAGGUCUUCUUUUGUGUGUUGACUUAUUAGUUUCCGGUUCAUCAUGUGGCUGGUGGUCUGUUGAUGUGAUGAGGUCCUCUUAGGAAAUAGAAUUCUUACUAGGGUUUCAGACCUCCAUGUUGUUUUUAGUUAACUCAUUCUUUUGGUGGCAUUGCCUCUGGAGGUAUAGGGAUAUUCUACUGGCAACUUCUAAUCUAAUAUGGACUGGUUAUCGCCAAGGGAAAAAAGUCUUAUGCUAAAAUCAGCAACGGAGAGUAACACAGAAGAUGACAUGAACACGACCACUGAUCUUCUCUGUCUUCGUCAACAAGAUAUCCAUCAAAGGUAUGACAAUUCGAACGCUAUGGGUUUAGCUGAUGACAACUUCAAGAAGAAACAGGCCUACAGUAACAAAAAAUUCACUAUAGCUGCUAUUCUUGGUUUGAAGAACGAGAUCAUCUUAGCAGAAAAUCAAAACAAAGAGAGACACAAUCCGCCAACAUCUCGCAAGAAAAAUAGAAGCAAAAGAGUCAGGACCAUAUUCACCCCUGAACAACUGGAAAGGCUUGAAGCUGAGUUUGAAAGGCAGCAGUAUAUGGUCGGACCAGAAAGACUUUAUUUAGCUCACGCUCUGCAUCUGACGGAAGCUCAGGUGAAAGUAUGGUUCCAAAAUCGCAGAAUAAAAUGGAGAAAAAGGUACGUGGAGCUGACGCAUCAGAGGCUGGCUGCCCUGAAGGAGCAGCAAAGGAUUCUUAGUGACACGCGGAAUGAAAUAAACGAGAGUGGAUCAUGUGAAUCUCAUUGAAAAACUGAAAUGAUUGCAA